This is a messenger RNA of Letharia columbiana, 816 nucleotides long. RefSeq lists its product as uncharacterized. The record is from RefSeq and is a predicted model, not a curated record. The transcript is spliced from 2 exons. Bases 1 to 816 code for a protein of 271 amino acids. NCBI's taxonomy places the organism in Eukaryota, Fungi, Ascomycota, Lecanoromycetes, Lecanorales, Parmeliaceae. Gene Ontology annotation, molecular function: acyltransferase activity, transferring groups other than amino-acyl groups.
AUGCAAAGUAUUCUGGACAUCGACAUUCUGCCAGCCCAGCACUCCAGUGUUUCCACGAUGGCCCACGUCUUCAUCAAUUCAUUUGACCUAGAUGGUUCCGUCAAACUCAUGUAUACAAAAGAUGAAAUUGUGCCAAUUAUACAAGAGAUCCUCCACGACUACAUCGACGAUGACGCCAUCCAGUUCAGACUAGCUGUGGCUCGGCAUACAAGACGCCUCGCUGGCUGGAUGUCUUUUGGCGUCAUACCUGCACUGGGGCGAGUGCCGGAAUUUGCAUUCAACGAGAUGACAAGCUGGGCAGCGCAGAAAUUGAUACAUAGCUACGCGAGCGACUAUCGCUACCCUCUCGCCGCGCAGCUAGAAGACAGAUCUCGCCAUGGCCAGAGUCUCCACAUGCUCAGACAUAGGCUAGUGAUAAACACCAUCGUCACCGACCCAGAGUACAGGCGUCUCGGCGUUGCUGGGAAGCUCUUGAGGUGCGCCGUGGACCGUGCUAGAAGCACUGACUGGGCCAUAUGGGUCCAGACCCCAACUGUAUACGAGGGUUUGUUCUGGCGUAACGGAUUUCAUGACGUCGGUACCUUCGGUUUGGAUCUCAAUGCCUUCAAGCCUCCGGAGGAAGUGGCUAUGGGUGUUCAUGGGAGACAACUCGGCAUACAGACAUGGAGGCAGAUGAAGCUAGGUAGCAGAGCCGAAUCGCUGCUGGAAAGGGCGAUAGCUGAGACGGCCGAGGCCGAAGGUACUCGUGGACAUGUGCCCAAUCCGAGGAGCACGUCCCCUCCGUCCUCGGCUUCUGCAAACACUACGACCCACUAG